CACGGGUGACGACCAACAACACAAGAGUGGCAGAGAGCGCGGCAGAGAUUCGCACGGUAAAGAGAGACGAGUCGAGACGAGAAGCGCGCGCACGGAUCAGUGGAUGCGGAUUAAACGAAUCUGAGCAAAUCGCGAGUGUCUAUCUCCAUGGAAUGAUCGAUCGAUCGCGCGGGAGGUCCAUUUACCGAAGAUCAAAGUAGAGAGAACCUCCAACCCCUCCCCCGUGCCCCAACCCCCUCCAUUUCCGAUAAGGUGUGGAUAAGUGCGUGAUAAUUAUCGAAAGCCCUGAUCGUUUGGCCCGAAAAUGUGCUAAUCAGAUCUCAGUUUUGGUUCAACAACUCAGACGCCCCGUCGCGACGUGGCGAUCAAAACGUAAUCGGGCAGCAGUGCUCCAGCAUCAACUGGCGCCAAUUUGUAUACAAAUUUCAUGCCUUAAUUGAAACCAACAUUAUAGCCAAGUGGCAAGUGCGAAAAGUUAACGACUAGGCAACUACACUGCUUGCGCCCCAGCCCGAGCUCCAGCCCCAAAACAUCUUACCAGCCAUUUCGCGCUUUGUGCAAAUUGAAUCUCCAUCGCGGGGGCAGAGAAAGUUGCCGGAAAAAUAGUAGCGGUGGAAGAGCAAAAUCAACAGCCCGGCAACCAACGAAGCAAUUGUGGAGUUCUUCAGUCAACUAACGCCGCCCGACAUGGACCCAGAGUCGCAGUGUCCGCAGUACGGCGAGGUGAACCAACUGGGCGGCGUCUUUGUCAAUGGCCGGCCAUUGCCGAAUGCGACGCGCAUGCGGAUCGUGGAGCUGGCCCGCCUGGGCAUCCGGCCGUGUGACAUUUCCCGCCAGCUGCGGGUGAGUCAUGGCUGUGUGUCCAAGAUACUGGCGCGCUACCACGAGACGGGCUCCAUACUGCCGGGCGCCAUUGGUGGCUCCAAGCCGCGCGUCACCACGCCCAAGGUGGUGAACUACAUCAGGGAGCUGAAGCAGCGCGAUCCGGGCAUCUUUGCCUGGGAGAUCCGCGACCGACUGCUCAGUGAGGGCAUCUGCGACAAGACGAAUGUGCCCAGCGUCAGCUCCAUUUCCCGCAUCCUGCGCAACAAGCUGGGCAGCAUCGGCCACCACCAUGCACCGGGCGGAUCGACUGGCUCGGGAUUGGGCGGCGUGGGCAGUGCCAACAGCAGCAGUGGCGGUGGCAACGUGGGUGGCAGUCAGGUUGGCAGCAAUGGCAACGGCAUGAAUGUGGGUAACACACACUCUGGGGCUCCGCACCAUCACCAUCAUCACCAUCAGACGGCAGCCGUGGCAGCGGCCAGCGCCCAUCAUGUGCACGCCCAUGCCCAUGCCCACGCCCACCUCUACAAUUCCAUCUAUCAGCCGUACAGUGCCGCGGCCGCGUACAGCAUGAAGGCCGUCUCCUGUGGCAGCCCCUCACCGCCUCAGGGAUCAGGCGGUCAGACACAUCCGCACCAGCUGCGCAGCGUGGCCGCCGCCGCGGCAGCCGCCCACUGGCCAUCGUCGCACUCUGUCAGCGAUAUCCUGGCCCACCAUCAGGCCGUCGCCUUGCGUGCCAGCUGCCAGGUGGGCGUGGGCGUGGGCAUGGGCAUGGGCGUGGGCAUGGGUAACACAGUGUCGCCGCUGCCAAUGACCCCGUCGCCGGUGACCGGUGGCGCCAGUGGGGGGCAGCCACUGCUCGACUGCGAGGGCGGGCCCGGCCAGCAGACGCCCUACAACUACUACAUGUACUUUCAAAAUGGUGGCAUGCACCAUCAUCACCAUCACGGCGGUAUGAUGGCCGCCGGAGCCACGGGCUUAUGAGGAUGCGGAUGCGGAUACUUCGCCCAUUAGUCAUUGUGUGAGCUGCGCGGGGGAGGGGGGCGCUGGUUAAGGGUUUUAAGUACUAAGCACACGGAUACGGAUACUCUCGCCCAUCCACUCAGAACUCUAGUCGGAAACGGUUCCGUUCCAGUCAGCACUUUCGCCGGGAAAAAUGUUGCCUACUUUUGGGGGGGCGGUCUUAACGUUCCGACAGAUGUUUUUGGAAUGCCAAGUGGAUGAGAUGAUGCAUUGCCAGGGUGCCACAGUGAGACCUAGCACGGCGGGUACUACUACAUCUAUACGAAUUUUUCUGUAAUUUUGGAGAUUUUUCUUUGUGUCGUUUUUGCUUGGAUUGUUGGAGUUUCGAGUUGGAUUUAGUCAGAACUACAAGUAAAUCUUUAUUUUAAAAUGGCAAGUAUUGAGUUCUGUUUUGCGGAAUGGUAUGCUAAUCGAUCGAUAUGUAGGUAUAUAAUAUAUAUACUAUAUAUAUGUACAUGUACGUAUGUGUUAUAUAGGUUCUUGUUCUCAUAACGACUAUUUGUACAAUAUGCUCACUAAGUAAACUAGUUGAUUAAUUUAUGCUGCGAUUACAGCAACUAUAUAUAAUUAAUAAUUAAUAAUAAUAAUAACAAUUAAAGCAAGUGUAACUAUCGAAUAAAAUUGUAUUUUUAGACAAUUUCUGUAAUUACUUUGCGGUAAUUCCUUUGGGACGGGGGGCAACUGCAUAUUUGGGUACAUCUAAUCUUAGUCUGGAGGGGGUGUUCCCAUAAUUAACAAUAACAUAAAAGAACACGCACACAUCUGAUCAUCGAUGAUCCAAUCCAUCCUUCGAUCCUGCAUUGUCCGCCUAGGGACAGCACUCGCUCUCGUCGGGUGUCUUCUUGUUCCAGCCAAAGAAGAAGUGGCCAAGGCCCAGGCCCAGAACCACUGCGAGGCAGAGCCAGUAGUUGAAGGUCAUGAAGAUCAGCAUGAGCAGGUAGGAUAUCACAAUCUGCAGCAGAUUCAGCAGCGACUGGAUAAUGUGCGCCGAGUCCAUCAAGCGUUGCCAGUAGCUCUUCUCCCUGACUUCGGCCAGGGGCGUGUCCGAACAGCAUCCACUGGGAUUGUCGUUCUUCUGACGCUCAGCGGCCAGGCGUUCCGCCUCCCUGCGGGCCACUCUACGGGCCAGA
Molecule: messenger RNA, 2975 nt
Organism: Drosophila obscura
Lineage: Eukaryota; Metazoa; Arthropoda; Insecta; Diptera; Drosophilidae
Gene: Poxm
Product: paired box pox-meso protein
Biological process (GO): regulation of transcription by RNA polymerase II; anatomical structure development
Molecular function (GO): RNA polymerase II cis-regulatory region sequence-specific DNA binding; DNA-binding transcription factor activity, RNA polymerase II-specific
Source: RefSeq, a predicted model, not a curated record